Messenger RNA from Spea bombifrons (plains spadefoot toad), 2057 nucleotides. RefSeq names its product somatostatin receptor 5 (gene SSTR5). The transcript has 2 exons. The record is from RefSeq and is a predicted model, not a curated record. Gene Ontology annotation, biological process: neuropeptide signaling pathway; regulation of insulin secretion; cellular response to glucocorticoid stimulus. Gene Ontology annotation, cellular component: neuron projection; membrane. Lineage: Eukaryota; Metazoa; Chordata; Amphibia; Anura; Pelobatidae. Gene Ontology annotation, molecular function: somatostatin receptor activity; neuropeptide binding. Bases 520 to 1635 code for a protein of 371 amino acids.
ACUUGCCAUCAGCAGCCUCACCUACUGAAUAUCCAUUACUGGGAGUCUAUGAGUAAAGGACAAAUAGAUUCACUCCUACUGCAGAGGCAAGAAGGACUUGAUUCAGCUGCUGAAGUGGAACCCUCUGUAUCCUCCAGCCACCUGCGUGCAAGGAAAGUCUGUUGCUGAUCCAAGGGGCUUGUUUGAAAGGCAAUGUAAGGGUUUAUAUUUAUUUGAUGCACUUUGGAAGCAGAUGUGUUGAUAUUAGGCACAUUGCAUGGGGUUUUGAAGACUCCGGUCUGCUGCUGGCAGAGAGAGGAGAAGGAUUGACCUCCCUAGCAGGUGGACAGCCUCACCUGGAGAAGACACCCGAGUAAAAGCAUUGAGGACAGUUCGGAGUCAUUAAUGAGUUGCUGGGGCUCCCUUUAAAUGUGAUAAUUCAAUUGUCUGCCGGGAUGGAAAGAGUGUAAUUAUAUCUGGAAGGAGACAAGUUAGAGACAUACAGCGAUGUUUCCAUUGUGUUGAAGAAGAAUUGUCACCAUGACCAUGGAUCCCAUAUCCCUCCCGAUGGCUUCUUUCAUGGAACCCACGGAAUCGGACGCCAACCUGACUUUGUACAAAAACAUUACUGAGAAUGUAACAGUGGUGGAAUCUGCUAUAACGGGAAUGAGUUCCGUACUUAUCCCUUUUAUUUACCUGUUGGUCUGCGCUAUUGGACUCAGCGGCAACACUUUGGUCAUUUAUGUUGUCCUCCGUUAUGCCAAAAUGAAGACCGUCACCAACAUUUACAUCCUAAACCUGGCCGUUGCUGACGUUCUAUUUAUGUUAGGAUUGCCUUUCCUUGCCACCCAAAACGCUAUCUCCUACUGGCCUUUUGGGACAUUUCUUUGCCGGUUGGUGAUGACCGUGGACGGCAUUAACCAAUUCACCAGCAUCUUCUGCCUCACCGUCAUGAGUAUCGACCGCUACUUGGCCGUGGUCCACCCAAUCAAGUCAACAAAGUGGAGGAGACCAAGGGUGGCAAAGCUCAUCAGCGCCACGGUUUGGACUUUCUCUUUCCUGGUUGUCCUCCCAGUAAUCAUCUUCUCGGACGUCCAGCAGGACUUACUGACCUGCAACAUUAACUGGCCGGAACCUGUGAGCAUCUGGUCCGCCGCGUUCAUCAUAUAUACGUCUGUGCUGGGUUUCUUUGGACCUCUGCUCGUAAUUUGCCUCUGCUACCUUUUAAUCGUAAUUAAGGUAAAGUCUUCAGGGCUCCGCGUGGGAUCCACGAGACGUAGAAGAUCCGAGCGCAAAGUAACAAGGAUGGUGGUUAUUAUAGUAGCCGUUUUUGUAUUCUGCUGGCUUCCCUUCUACAUUCUGAACAUCGUGAACUUGACGUUCAUCGUGCCCGAAGAGCCGGCCUUUGUCGGAGUGUACUUUUUUGUUGUCAUCCUAUCGUACGCCAACAGUUGCGCCAACCCCAUACUGUACGGUUUCCUCUCGGACAAUUUCAAGCAGAGCUUUCAGAAGGUCCUGUGCCUUCGAAAGAGCAACGGCAUCAAGGACGCCGACCUGACGGAGAACCGACAGGAGAAGAGCAGCCGCGUUCAGGAGACCAUGCUGACGUCACGGAACUCUGAAUUCAACGGGCACAUGCAGACCAGUAAGGUCUGAAAAAAUGGCCGCCUGCUGGUGGGAAUAGCUACAUGCGCACGGAACGCUCUCGGCAAACAAACGCCUCGCUUUCAUGAAGUGGAAAUAGUGAUCCGCGGACUCCAUGUAGACUCUGUUUGAAGAUCAUGGUGGCCGAGUGACGUUUAAAGGAACCCGAUUUGUAUAUAUGUAAAAAAAAAAACGAAACAUUUCCGAUUCCAUAUUUGCUGCGGAGGAUAGUUUUGCCUAUUCUUGUUACCUAUGCAUUAUCAUCGCUAUCUGGAAAAAUGGUACAGACUGUUUUUUUUGUUUGUUUUUUUUAUGUAAAUUUCCGCACGGUUAUGAUUUGCUUCUCUUUUCUGGCUGCUGCUUCGACGGCGUACGUUGUUUAUGGGCAAAUUCGAUUCUGCCGCUAAUAAAAAUAUGGCGCUGUCACAAAAUAA